AUGCCGAUGUUUAAUGCAACAUUUAAUGAUACUGAUAAUAAAGACGAUGAUGUAGACGUUGAUAUCAAUUAUGACGAUGAUGAUGAUGAUGAUGAUGAUGAUGAUGAUCGCUAUGGUGUUCUUCAAAGUGUUCGCCAAUACUUUACGUUCGAAGAAGAGAAAGAAGAAAAAGAAGAAGAAGAAGAAAAAGAAAAGGAAGAAGAAGAAGAAGGAAUAGAAGAAGUAGAAUCAGCAAAACAGCUUCAAAAUAGUUACCUUGCUUCAAAAAGUUAUUGA
Molecule: messenger RNA, 276 nt
Organism: Enterobius vermicularis (human pinworm)
Lineage: Eukaryota; Metazoa; Nematoda; Chromadorea; Rhabditida; Oxyuridae
Source: the annotation of a GenBank genome assembly